AUGGAAACGCCCAUGUCUACUCAGGAGCAGCAGCUCUGCCAGCUAUUGGCAGAGCUGCCCGCUCGGUUUGGCUACCGCUACACCGCCGAGGCAGCACACGAGCUUCUACGAAGCUUAUUCUGGUCCUUGGCCGGUGGCAAACACGACUACAUGCGACUCCUGUUUCCAGACGGGAAACCCUCCGCAAACCUGAAGCUCAGUGAUGCCCAGGGCGCGGUUGAAGGCUCCGAAUACACAGAAGCAGCUCGAGGCAAGCGCUGUGGACACAUCUUCAAGCCUGGUGAGGCAUCUUACAUGUGUCGAACAUGCGGAACCGAUGAAACAUGUUGCCUCUGCAGCCGAUGUUUCGACUCGACGGAUCACACUGGCCACAUGGUUCGAAUACAGAUCUCGGUGGGUAAUAGCGGAUGCUGCGACUGUGGCGAUGACGAAGCUUGGAAGACGCCCUUGUUUUGCACCAUACACUCGGACAUGCAGAAGGGCCCGGAGAAGGGAAAAGGCAGAGAGGCAGCUGCGCUUCCAGAUGAUCUUGGGAAAAGCAUCCGUAUGACGAUCGGGCGGGUCUUUGACUACAUCUGUGAUGUCAUCUCAUGCUCUCCAGAGCAACUGAAGCAGCCCAAGACACACGAGUCAAUCGUGAGGGACGAGGAACUAUCACGCCUCUCGUCAAAAUAUUACGGUUCCGAGGCUGAGCCUUGUAACGAUUUCGCCCUCAUCCUAUGGAAUGACGAGAAGCAUACGGUUCAGGACGUCCAGGAUCAGGUUGCCAGGGCCUGCAGGAAGUCUCGUCGUCAGGCUGCCCGAGAUGCGUGGGAGACGGAUGCUAUUGGGCGGAGCAUCCUGACAUAUCUGCCUAACAUCGAGCAACUGCUGCAAAUGGCCAAAAUAAUGGAGGCCAUCAGAGUUACCGUCACCAUUCGAUCGGCCAGGGAUACCUUCCGCGAGCAAAUGUGCGGCACUCUUGUUGAGUGGCUAAGCGAUGUCUCCGGGUGCUCAGUUGGGCACGAUAAUCACAUCCUCAGGAGGACGGUUUGUGACGAGGUCAUGAAACCUUGGCGCCGAGGGAGUCUUGCUACCCAUACUUCAGGCUUGAUUGACGACGAGGAUGAAGACGACCAGAACCUGGCGUCUCGAACUAGGAUACCUGGUGUCAACUUUCGCUUUAUCAUGGCUCUGCAGGCUGCAGGUGGUAAUGGUGCUGAACUGGAAAUUGGCCUGGAUAGGCAAGAUAAUGAGAACGAGGAGGCUGAAGAUGACGACGAUGAUAUGGGCGAUAAUGACGACGACAACCAGUCACCGACGAGCUCAGUAGCCGGUGGUGAUGAGGAUGAAGACGACGAUGUCAUGAUGGUAGAUGCUAGGGGAGAUGUUGCUGACCUUGGUAUGAACUGGUCACAGUCAGACCAGGCCCUGGAAGAAGACGAAGCUACCAUGGCAGGCUAUCCUCCACCGCCUCCGCCUCCGCCUCCAGUUCAAGCAGCAAGAAAUGUCCCCCAGGAGAGAGAUGGAACUCCUUCAGACUCCGAUACGACGGAGCCUCUUAUCGCGCCUGCGGUUUACAAAGCCAACGCGGAUAUACCCAAGACUCCGGGUAGAACCGAGAAAUUCACACCACGGCCGGGAAAGUACUGGAUCGAGACGCCGCAGGUUUAUACGCAGCGAGAUAAGGUGCCGCCUGCCGAGGAUGUCUUCCAACGCGUCCGCCUCGACUGGCUGCUAUUGUUCGACUUGCGAAUGUGGAAAAAGGCCCGGAAUGACUUGCGAUCCCUCUACAUCUCUACUGUUGUCUCUAUACCCGAGUUCAAGCGGGUCUUGGCCCUGAGAUUUGCCAGCCUUUACACAAUUCUAGCCCAGCUAUACCUCGUCGGUGACAGGGAGCCGGAUCACUCCAUAAUUAACUUAUCGCUUCAGAUGCUCACUACUCCUUCCAUCACUGCCGAGGUUGUGGAGAGGGGCAACUUCAUGAGCAGCUUGCUUGCUAUUCUGUAUACGUUCCUGACGACUCGCCAGGUGGGCCACCCUUGGGAUGUGUCACCGGAGGCUGUUCUCGCCUUUGAAAGCGGCUCAGUGACUAACCGCCGCAUGUACCAUUUUUAUCAAGACUUGAAGUACUUGUUCGGUUCGCCGCACGUCCAAGAGCGACUCCGGUCGGAGCCAAGAUAUCUGAUGCAAUUCUUGGAUCUGGUGAAACUUCAUCAAUGCAUUGGGCCGAAUGUGCGAGCGGUGGUGGAGCAUGUAGAAUAUGAAGCGGACUCUUGGAUAACGGCUUCCUUGGUGACGCGGCAAAUCAAUCUGCAAGCGAGAAAUCUUGCUGAGGCUUUCCGAGACUGCCCGCCGGACGAAGUCCACUAUCUCCAGCGCGCUAUUCGCUUUACUGCAAAGACGGCUGUAUUAAACUCGAUCGGCGCAGAACGACACCGGUUCAAGCAGGGAGAGAUUAAAGACGAGGUAAAAUUCAAGUCCUUGGAUGAUUUUGAGUUCGAUCCCGGCAAUGUGUCCUACAAUGUGGUCAAGUUUGUGGUCGAGAAAGACUCCAUCAGCUUCCAUCAUGCACUGCAUUACACUUUGUCGUGGUUGAUAGAGUGUGCGCGAUCACUCCCUGCUUCAAGCAUUCGGACACUCAUGAGCUUCACUGCACAAGAGCUCCGCUCGAAGCCAAGAUUGAUGGGCCGCCCUCAGAUUAUCCGAAAAGAAUAUGAGCCUGAAGAUUACCUCAUGGCUUUGUUUGACUUUCCCCUUCGGGUAUGUGCUUGGCUGGCCCAAAUAAAAGCCAACAUGUGGGUUCGUAACGGCAUCAGCUUGCGACAUCAAGCGAGCACGUACCGUGGAGUCGGACAAAGGGAUGUCUCGCAUCAUCGGGACAUUUUUCUCCUUCAAACCGCCAUGGUAGUGUGCAAUCCAAGCCGCGUGCUCGCUUCGAUUAUCGACCGCUUCGGAAUGGACGGCUGGGUCAAAGGACUAUUUGAACUCAAGUCUGAAGCUCAGGACGAUGCUCAGCACUUGGACAUUGUUGAGGACAUGAUUCACCUGCUCAUUGUGCUUUUAAGCGACCGAACAUCACUAAUCACCACCAAAGAUGAGCCCAAUUCUCGCAUUUUCGCCAUGCGACGCGACAUUACCCACGUGUUGUGCUUCAAACCGCUAUCCUUCAAUGAGAUAUGCAACAAGUUGCCAGAGAAGUAUCAAGAGCAAGAAGACUUCCACCACGUGUUGGACGAGAUGGCGACCUUCAAACCUCCGGAGGGAAUGUCUGACGUCGGCACCUUUGAGCUCAGGCCUGAGUUUAUCGAGGAAAUUGACCCAUACAUUGCCCACUAUAACAAAAAUCAGCGCGAAGAGUCUGAGAUGGCUUAUCGAAAGAAGAUGGCGAAGAAAACCGGACAGACGGUAGAGGAGAUUGUGUAUGAGCCCAAACAUCGGCCCGUCCCCUCUGGUCUGUUUGAAAAUUUGGGCGAAUUCACUAGUACCGGCAUGUUCGCGCAGAUCAUCUACUAUUCCCUUUUGUAUCCUCUCGUCGCCCACAAGUUCACCCCAUCGGUGCCUUCAACCCGAUUGGAAACCUUCUUGCAGGUCGUUUUGCAUUUAAUUCUUAUCGCCAUUCUCGAGGAUAAGAGCAUCGAGACGGAAUUCAACGGAGAGCCGCCAAGGUCGUUUGUCCAGAUAGCUCUCACGACCCUGGCUCGAAGCAACUUCAUGCCGGAAGCGAACAACUCCAGGACCAUUGUGUCACUCUUGAAUAUGCUGACAGUCAAGGAUGAAUUCAAGUCUGCGCACCCUAAAAUUGCCCUAGUGCUGAGACGCCUCAAGCAGAAGCGCCCUCACGCAUUCGAGUCCUCAUUUGCUCGUCUGGGGAUAGCAGUAGACCGCAUCGACACUGCGUCGCCUGCCAACACGUCAGCAGAGGAGGAACGCGAGAGGCGCAAGAAAGCCGCCUUGAGCCGCCAGGCCAAGGUCAUGGCACAUUUUCAGCAGCAGCAAAAGAGUUUUCUCGAAAAUCAAGGUGGCAUUGACUGGGGUUCCGAUAUGGAGGACGAAGAGGACGAGAUGGACCACGUAGAGGAUCGAAAGCACAACUGGAAAUACCCGUCUGGUACCUGCAUUCUGUGCCAGGAAGAAGCUGAUGACAGACGACUAUAUGGCACCUUUGCUCUCCUUAACGAGAGUCGCGUGCUUCGUCAGACAGAUUUUCAGGAUCCCGACAUUGUCCGAGAAGCUUCUCAAACGCCAUGUAACCUCGAUCGGUCUGCUGACGACAUUCGGCCGUUUGGGAUCGCCCACGAGAACCGGAAAAUGGUGGAAAAGGUGAAUGUGAAGGGGGAAAUUUUCCUGGCAGAAAGACAGACAAUCGGCAAGGGUUACAAGGCCAAUCUUUCAAGGCCAGGCCCAGUGGCUAGCAGCUGUGGACAUAUGAUGCAUUUUCGCUGCUUCGAACUGUACUACGAGGCAACCAAUCGUCGCCACACUCAUCAGAUUGCAAGGCACCACCCCGAGGAUACGCGACGGAACGAAUUUGUAUGUCCUCUGUGCAAGGCAUUGGGAAACGCUUUCCUGCCGAUACUUUGGAAGGGAUUGGAGGAGUCUUACCCCGGUCAUCUUCAGCCGCAAGGCCUCUUUGAAGACUUCUUGGAGAAGCAAAUGGGUUCGGCGUACUGGCUUGGCGGAAGCAAGGCGCGCGAGGUCAACGAGUCCGGAUUGCCCGUCAUGUUCACUCCUAGCGUGCCGGGAAGUCUGGUCGAAAGCAUUACACAUGCGCAGCCGGCCAGCGAAGGGUCGUGGGGACGGGAUGAUGUUGAUGCGCAGUCGUCCGUCCUCGGGACUCCAGCCAGCUCCUCGUUCUCCGCUGCCGGCACCCCGGAACCGGGCAAUCCACAGACCACCGCUGGGGUCAGUGGUCAGAUUGUGGGAGACCUGCUUGCUGCCUACCGACGCCUCCGAGACACCCUGCAAGUGAACGAACUACAGACCCAUCACGUCAUGGAUGCUAAGAUGGACGUACGUGAUGAACUUUGCUCAAGCGACACCUUGGUGCAGGCCGUCGGUUUCACAAUCUCAUCCGUAGAGAUCCAGCAGCGGGGCAUCGAAGUGCAGCCCGGCAUGACCCUGCUGGAAAAGAUCCCCGAACAGGUUCUUGUUCACCUACGGAUCCUCGCAGAAACAGCUUCGUCCUACAUAUCCGUAGGAGCACGCCAUGCUGGACCGGAAAAUCGGAUCGAAACCGAGUUCCGCAAAGACGUCGAAAGACAACAUUGCCAGCUUUUCAUGUCGCGCUAUUUUGGAACGGGCACACCCUAUGCCAGACGACCCUUGGACGUGUACCCGCCCCUUUUGAGUCUGGAUGCAUUCGCGUUUCUGGUUGAAUGCGCGUUCGGUCUUGGGCCUGCUCACAAGGCGGAGAUUUCCCACCUGGUCAGGUUGUGCUACUUGGCCGAGAUGGUCAAAGUUGUCUUCCACAUGGGCCGAAACAUGCCGUUCGGGAUGUGGGUUGGAGGGCUUGCUACUAGCAACACGCAAGACCCGGCCAUGACCAACUUUGCCGGUUUUGCGCUCGCCAUCACCCAGACCGCCAUGGAGUUUGAAGCUGUCAACCAGUCGGAGCCUAACCCUCAAGCCGACGGAAACAAGGGGUUUCAACAGCCGGGCGUGGACACGCUGCAAGGGUGGUACACGUUUGUUAAAAAGUACGCACUGGUGUUUUUGCGAAAGUGUGUCGUGUUCUUGCAUGUCAAGUAUGGGGUGGAUUUCAACAGCCACGUUUCCUCGGCCCACGAUGCCGAUGCCGACGAGCUGGACCGGUUGACGGAGGCGCUUCGGAUACCUACGUUUGACGAGAUAUGCGCCGCCAUGACGGAAAAGGCGACUGCCUGCGGUUGGCCCGCCACGACUGAAGCACUGGUCUCGGGCUGGGUCAAGCAUCAGGUCAUGUGGCCCAGAGGGUACGGUGACUUGAGCCGGUCAUCCCUUGUCAGCCAUCCGGGCAUUUUCGAGCUCAUAGGUCUCCCCAAGACGUACGACACGUUGAUAGAGGAGGCGACUCGAAGGAGGUGCCCAACGACGGGCAAGGACCUCACCGACCCGGUCAUUUGCUUGUUUUGCGGUGAGCUGCUGUGCAGUCAGAGCACUUGUUGCCAGCGGCCGGAAACGACGGGCAGGGAAACCAGCAGAAUCGGCGGAGCACAGCAGCAUAUGCGAAGGUGCCAGCAGAAUAUUGGCGUCUUCCUCAACAUACGUAAAUGCUCGACAGUUUACCUCUUCCGCCAAUCCGGGUCGUACGCCCCAGCGCCGUAUAUUGACAAGUACGGCGAGACGGAUUUCCAGCUCCGACAUGGGAGGCAACUCUUUUUGAAUCAAAGACGAUAUGACUCCAUGGUACGUAAUACGGUUUUGAACCAUGGGGUACCGAGCUUGAUUAGCCGGAAGCUGGAGGCAGAGAUCAACAAUGGCGGCUGGGACACUUUGUAA
Ustilaginoidea virens is the source of this 6459-nucleotide messenger RNA. RefSeq lists its product as uncharacterized. Gene Ontology annotation, biological process: ubiquitin-dependent protein catabolic process via the N-end rule pathway; protein ubiquitination. The record is from RefSeq and is a predicted model, not a curated record. The transcript is spliced from 2 exons. Bases 1 to 6459 code for a protein of 2152 amino acids. Gene Ontology annotation, molecular function: ubiquitin protein ligase activity; zinc ion binding. NCBI's taxonomy places the organism in Eukaryota, Fungi, Ascomycota, Sordariomycetes, Hypocreales, Clavicipitaceae. Gene Ontology annotation, cellular component: cytoplasm; ubiquitin ligase complex.